Messenger RNA from Brassica oleracea var. oleracea, 1767 nucleotides. RefSeq lists its product as uncharacterized. The transcript is spliced from 9 exons. Bases 229 to 1638 code for a protein of 469 amino acids. The record is from RefSeq and is a predicted model, not a curated record. NCBI's taxonomy places the organism in Eukaryota, Viridiplantae, Streptophyta, Magnoliopsida, Brassicales, Brassicaceae.
UGUUUUGUUUGUUCUUGGUAAUUAAAAAAAAAAACAUUUUCUUCACCAAAUAGUUUGUCUCUUUCUCCAAAUCUACCUCAAAGCAAGUACCUUCCUCCCUCUCAAUUUUGUGGGUUUUUCAUUUAUAGUGGGAUUCGACGUUGACAGAUUCUACAUAAAAGACAUUGAUCAUACAGACAGAGAGAUGGAAGCUUGUUAGCUAAUUGUAAUCUAUAGAGAGAGAGAGAGAUGGGAGGUUGCGUGUCGACGCCGAAGAGCUGUGUGGGAUCGAAGAUGAGGUCUAAGCGAAGGAAGAGUCGUAAAAGACGAAAGCUUCAGAGGAAGAGAGCCGCCGGAUCAUUUGACAAUCUCGAUCAUCCUCCCAACAACUUGCCCACUCCCAGUUUCAGAGCAAGUGGAGAAGAAGCAUGGUUUGAGUCCAAUGCAGCCUUUGAAACAGAUUGUGAUGAUGAUUUCCACAGCGUCACUGAAGAUAGCUUGUCUUUAAACGGAGGUGAGCGUGCGUCAGUCUCCAGUACUAUAACCACAUCAUCAACAGGAGACUCUGACUCAAACUCAAACGAAUCCAUGUCGCAGUCAAACACUAACCAGCCUGGUUCCAUAGACUCAUCAUCUGCAGAUGAAGAAGAACCCUUGCCUAGUAACUGUCUGCCUUGUCUGAAUCCAAUAGCCGUUGUUCCUUGUGUUGUAAAAGGAAGGUCUCUUAGCUCCAGCCCUCCAAGUUCCAGGAAAAAAGCGUCUCUUAAACUAUCUUAUAAAUGGAGAGAAGGUCAUGCUUCAGGAGCCUUGUUUCUUUCCAAACUACAGUUAAAGAGACCAGUAGCAGGUUCUCAGGUUCCUUUCUGUCCAAUCGACAAGAAAAUGCUAGAUUGUUGGACAACCAUCGAGCCAAAUAGCUUCCGUGUUCGUGGCAAAACCUAUCUAAGGGACAAGAAGAAAGAGUUUGCAGCUAGCCAUGCUGCUUAUAACCCUUUUGGCGUCGAUGUUUUCUUAUCAGAACGUAAAAUAAACCAUAUCGCACAAUACGUCAAGCUUCCCGUUAGCACCACAUCCGCAAAACUCCCAUCUCUCCUUGUUGUUAAUGUUCAGAUUCCAUUGUAUCCAACUACGAUCUUCCAAGGCGAAACUGAUGGAGAAGGAAUGAAUAUUGUUUUAUACUUCAAACUUUCGGAUAAUUAUUCAAAUGACCUUCCGCUUCAUUUCCAAGAAAGCAUUCAGAGAUUAAUAGAUGACGAGGUUGAGAAAGUUAAAAGCUUCCCUAUGGAUACAACCGCGCCUUUCAGAGAACGGCUGAAGAUAUUGGGACGUGUUGCCAACGUGGAUGAUCUGCAUUUGAGUGGUCCAGAGAAGAAGCUGAUGCAGGCUUACAACGAGAAGCCUGUUCUUUCGCGUCCGCAGCACGAGUUCUACUCGGGUGAAAAUUACUUUGAGAUUGAUAUUGAUAUGCAUAGAUUCAGUUAUAUAUCCCGGAAAGGGUUUGAAACAUUCAUAGACAGACUCAAGAUCUGUGUUCUUGAUGUUGGCCUCACAAUUCAGGGGAACAAACCAGAGGAGCUACCAGAGCAGAUUUUGUGUUGCGUCAAGCUAAAUGGGAUUGACUUCAUGAACUAUCAUCAAUUAACUCAAGAAGUGACUUAACUUUUUUUUUUUUUAUCCUCCUUUGUUUACCUUACAAACGACAUACAAAUUCUAAACGCAUCCCUUUAGAACACUCCAAAAACACAAAAAAGGGUGAUGAUUUUAAAGUGAAUAUAUAGAAUUUUAUGA